AUGCCGGCGUUAUUGCCAGGAGGCGGGGCAUCCUACACCGAGAGCCACAGCUACCACUCGAGAACAAAGGCGGAGACAUGGCUCCCUCGGCUGAUGCUAGGGGCGCUGGUGGCCAUGGGAAUAGGGAGUACCAUCGGGGCGUCGCUAUCAGGGGUUGUAUUUGGGAGCGCGGGGGAUCUGAAGAGGGAAGGGGUGGGUAUUGCGCAGAGUUUUGUGCUGUUUGCUUCGAUAUUAUCCUUCUUUUACAUCAUCCUCCAUUUCCUUGCCGCCAAGAAGGGCGACAGCCUCUACCUCAACUUUGACCCUCCCAUCCCGAGCUUCAAGCACCAGCUUCAUGCCUGGGCUGGGGUGGUGAUACGGUUGGCGGUGGUGAUGUGGAGCAGUGCUAUUAUUGCCGUUGCGGUGGGGAUAUACCAUGGGGGAGGGGGGCAUAGGACGGUGAGGUUGAACCUGGAUAUGUUUGCGUGUUCGUUGGGGGUGGUUUUUGGGAGUGUGGUUAUGGUUGUGGUGCAUGUGGCUAGUAGGCCGUUUGAUAUCCCGGGGAUGUCGUCGAGGAAUGAGGAGAUUGACAGUGAGGAGGAGUACGAUGAGAAGCAGGCGAGGGGAUCAUACAGCACUUCUGGUGAUGGGAGGGAUGGCAUAACGGAUGAAAGCACUAUACGGGCGACGCCCCCGGGAUUCAAGAGCCAUCGGCCGAAAAUGCCGUCAAAGUCUGCGUCUAAUAUCAGUGGGUCGAGCUUGCCAAGCAGGAUGAGGUCUGGAAAGAUGGGAAGGGUGAGGAGGUAUAUCCUUCAGGCACCUGCUCCGGCUGUUCUGGCGCUGGUGAAGAGUCCUGAGCUGAGUCGUCCGGGUCGUGUGCCGACACCGGAGAGUCCUAUUGGGCCGCCGCAGAGGGAUAGUCAGAGGUUGGAGGAGUUGUUGGUUCCGAGGGCGUCGGCUUCUGAUUCAUAUUUUACGGCGAGCUCGCCUACUUUGAUGCAGAGGGCGGAUCCGAUGCAGGAGAUGCCUGGGGGGAAGGGCGAGAGGCCGGUUUCGCCGGACACGGUGAUUUAUGCUCCGAGGCCUGCGACGACGGUUAGGUUGAAUCGGAGGAAGAAUAACCUAAGCGCGGCAGAAGGGAGUGAGCUGCCUUUUCCGACUACACCAUCUCCACCACCUCCGCCGCCCCCACCAGCGCCGGCGACGACAGCACCACCGCGUCCGAGUGUGCAUACCAUUCCAGGCUCGUGGGAAAUACAUCAUGAACCUUGAUGGGCAUGGUGGACAUGGCAACUUCAUUUGAUACAGGUUGCUUAUUUCAGGCCUACCUAGCAUUUCACCAAGCACACAUAUGAUCAAUUUUCAUGACGACUUAGUAUUCAUCAUUGAUGCACAAUGAUACCUUCAUUUCGCUCCCUCCCUUUUGCUGCCAAGAUUCGGCCGCUCGCCAAGAAACAAGCACUAAGUUGAUGGAGUUGCAAUCCGAUUCAUUUGGGUUUCGGCAUUUUUAUCUGACGUUUUGUGGGGUUCUUUUAUCUGUGGUGGUACCUUUUUCGUCCGAAAGUUUUUCAGGGCUGUCACCUGAACUAUGAUAUAUCGUUCAUCUGAUCAUCACUGACAGACAACAACAUUGAGCUACUUGCACUAUGUGCGGUGUUCAUCGAGGACCGUGUUUCAGCCCACGCAUUUGUGUGUGGCAGUCGAGCUGACUCACAAUGCCCUUUAAGGUUUUUAAUCGAUAUUCCACAGCUAUUUACUUAUAGGCAUCUUUGCUGUCUGUGAAUGCCUUUGUCCAACGUAGCAGUCACCAUUCUUCGGUCCACAACGUGCCCAGCAGCACUUUGGUUUAGGUUUUGAACAUAUAUUCAAGUCCUAAAACACCACAAUCCGAAUUCCCUUCAUCAGCAUGCUCCAUCAAUUAAUUGAAUGCCUCAAUCCGAAUUGUAUUUAUAAUCCA
Molecule: messenger RNA, 1936 nt
Organism: Podospora bellae-mahoneyi
Lineage: Eukaryota; Fungi; Ascomycota; Sordariomycetes; Sordariales; Podosporaceae
Exons: 3
Coding region: 1-1251 (416 amino acids)
Source: RefSeq, a predicted model, not a curated record